CAGAGGGACGAAACCACUAUUCUGACAGGGGUGGGAAUAUAAACCGUACUUGCCACAUCGGUCUUGUCAUAACGACUUUAUGGUAUUUUUCUGAGUACCGAUUCAGUCUUGAAAAUUGUUUGCAAUUGUUUUUGCUAAUUGUCGUUUUCAAAAUGUGAAGAAAUUGAGUAGACGAAAGUUCUUGAAUAAAGUAAAUUCAGCGUCGAAGCAGCUGUGGGUGAAGUUCAUUAUCGUAUCUCCCCCUUCUCUCAAUGUUUGCGUUUCGCGGCCAUGUUCUUCUCUUGCAUCCUUCCAUAACGUGGGGUUAGGGUUUGUAUUUACAAAGGAGACCCCUGAUGCCCCUCGAUUAUAGCUGAUUUUAUGUCAUUCGCAAAGCUGCCCUCUGUACUUGCUUUAUUGGCAUCCCAGAGUGAGCUUGGCUACAAUUGCCAGAAGAUUAAGCCAUGUACCGAGGCCUUGAUUACUUAAGUAUAAAUUAUUUCGUACGUAAGAAAAAAUGCGUCGUCACCUCGAUGAUCAUAAUCCGAACGUGAGCAGCAACAACAGUGUCUUCAGUUCAUUGUCAGCAUCCACCUCUUCACCCAGGUCAUUUUCUGAACUCGAUAUAAGACCUGGAAUUCUAGGACAUAACAACAUUCCCUCAACACCUCCUACAACAACAUUUCAUCAUUCUUCUUCUCCUCGUGGUGUCAACAAACCAUUGAUUUCUAGGCAGCCUUUAGCACUCAUACAAGAGACAGUACAUGCUGUAGGCACUAGCAGUGCUUCAGAAAUGCAGAGUGGUGUACAGUUUUCCUUACCUUCUGGCUAUCAAGCUCGUGUGGCUGCAGCUACCACUUUAUCUCAAGGUAACUUAGGUCAGCCUCCUGCUGUUCAUCACUCUCUUCCGAUUCAAGCUCAGGCUCAUACCAAUACUCAAAUAGUUCAUCCAAUUCAAUCAAAUUCUCAGGCUCAUGUUACAACUCAGAUGCAAGGACAUCAAAUGCAGUUCCAAAGGUUAAAAGUUGAGGAUGCAUUGUCCUAUUUAGAUCAAGUCAAAUAUAAGUUUGGAAAUCAGCCACAAGUAUACAAUGAUUUCUUGGAUAUAAUGAAGGAAUUCAAGUCUCAGAGCAUUGAUACUCCUGGAGUUAUCCAGAGAGUGUCCAACCUGUUCAGAGGUCACCCGGAGCUUAUUGUGGGUUUUAAUACCUUCUUGCCACCUGGUUACAGAAUUGAAGUUCAGCCUAAUGAGCAGGUCCAAGUGAGCAUACCAGGAACGAGUAUGGGCGCUGCUGUCACUUCAUUAACUAUUCAUCCCACUGGUCCUCCAAGUACUACUGUUGUACAACAACAUCCAACAACACACAGCACGCAAACAAACCACAACUCACCUCCACCUCCUCCUACUAUCACUGUAAAUAAGGCAUCUCAUCCUCUACCAGUUGUGAAUAAUCAGUCUCAUUCAAAUUCACAAAAUCAACAUGUUUUUAACCAGAGUUCUCCUGCUCAUUCUCAACCAUCUCCUGCUGGUAGCCCUAAUAAUAAUAAUAAUAAUACUGCUACUGCCCCACCUCAACAACAACAAAGUCAGCCUGUGGAAUUUAACCAUGCUAUCAACUAUGUGAAUAAAAUAAAGAAUCGUUUUCAAGGGCAACCAGACAUCUAUAAACAAUUUCUUGAAAUUCUUCAUACAUAUCAGAAAGAGCAAAGAAAUAUUAAAGAUGGACAAUUGUCAUCAGUGAAACCUUUAACUGAAGGUGAAGUAUAUUCUCAAGUUGCCAAUUUGUUCAAAAACCAAGAAGACCUGCUGCAAGAGUUUGGCCAGUUUUUGCCUGAUGCAAAUGGUGCUGCAAAUGCAUUUGUUGGCUUACCCCCUGUAAAGUCUUUAAGUAAUAAUGAUUCAUCUGUUGUGAAGAAACCUUCCUUGCCAUUAAAGCCACCUCUCAAUAAUCAGCCUAAACCAGUUCAAGUUGUCAAACGUCCUGCUCCUCAGUUACCAUCCCCUCCAAUUAAGAAAUCAAGAAUGACAAGCUUAAAAGAUGUCAGUAUGGCGGAAGCGAAUAAAUUCACAUCUCUGACUGAAUAUGCCUUCUUUGAUAAGGUCCGUAAAGCUCUUAAGAGUCAAGAUGUUUAUGAUAACUUUUUGAGAUGUUUAAUAAUUUACAAUCAAGAACUAAUAUCGAGGACUGAUCUCGUCCUGGUGGUCACUCCAUUCCUCUCAAAGUACAAUGAAUUAUUUAAAUGGUUCAAAGACUUUGUGGGUUACAAAGAAUCAAAUACUCUUGAUAUAGUUCCUAAGAAAUUGGAAAAAGAAGAAAGAGUUGUGGGAGAAUUUGCAACUGAAAUAGAUUACUCAUCCUGUAUAAAGUAUGGAGCAAGUUAUAGAGCUGUUCCAAGAAAUUAUGUACAGCCUAAGUGCAGUGGUCGCACAGGAUUAUGUAGAGAGGUUCUGAACGAUACUUGGGUGUCAUUUCCUUCUUGGUCUGAGGAUUCUACUUUUGUGAGCUCUCGAAAAACACAGUUUGAAGAGUAUAUAUAUCGUUGUGAAGAUGAACGAUUUGAGCUAGAUGUUGUGAUUGAAACAAACCUCUCCACCAUUCGGUACCUUGAAUCUGAAGUGAUGAAAAUGAACAGAAUGUCUGCUGAAGAAAAAGCAAGGUAUCGCCUGGAUGACACAUUGGGUGGAAGUUCAAAUGUCAUCCAACAGAGGGCGAUAAGGAGGAUUUAUGGUGAUAAAUCAGCAGAUAUUAUUGAAGGGUUAAAGAAAAAUCCAGUUAAUUCAGUGCCUUUAGUCUUAAGACGGUUAAAAUCUAAAGAUGAAGAAUGGCGAAAGUCUCAGAAGCUUUUCAAUAAAACGUGGCGUGAGCAAAAUGAAAAAUACUACCUGAAAUCUUUGGACCACCAAGGAAUUAACUUCAAGCAAAAUGAUGUAAAGUUUCUCAGAUCAAAAAGCAUCUUAAAUGAAAUUGAAACAAUCUAUGAAGAAAGACAUGAACAAGCUGAUGAGAGUAUGAUUGACAUUCCAGCAGGUCCUCACUUAGUACUCACCUACAAGAAUAGAGAUAUCUUUAAAGACGCUGCAAACCUAAUUAUUCAUCAUGUGAAACGGCAAACUGGGAUUCAUAAGGAAGAUAAGACAAAAAUCAAACAGCUUAUGAGGCAGUUUUUUCCUGACUUUUUCUCUGUUCCUCGUGGUGAUCUUUCAGAUGAUGAAGUGGAUAAGGAUGAAGACAUGGAAACGGAAGAUGGAAGUGAAAGUCCUGCCUGUAAGAACCUCUGGUCCCUGAGCAUGGCUUGUAGUAGGAACAGUGCUCCUCUAACUAGUAAAACAAAACCAUCUCCUCCUCCUCCUCAACCUGCUCCGGAAGAUUCUUCUGUCGAUGGAUCAUCUCUUCCUGAUGAAUCCUAUAACCUUAUGUUUGUAAAUAACAACUGGUACAUAUUUUUUCGCUUGCAUCAUAUUCUGUGUGAGCGCCUCUGGAAACUUCACGAACGUGCACAAAUGCUCAUAUCAGAUGAACUGAAGGAUCAAGAGGAACGUAAACAAUCGACUGCUCUCGCUUUGAGGUUGAAGCCACGCCAAAACCUGGAUGUUGAGUUUUGUUUUUCUUCAUUUAUGGACAUGGUAAAGAACCUCUUAGACAACAACCUUGAGAGUAACCAGUAUGAGGACAACUUAAGGGAAAUGUUUGGAAUUCAAGCCUACCUUGGAUUUACUUUGGAUAAAGUUAUCCAGAAUGUUGUGAGGCAGCUGCAGCACAUUGUUGGAGAUGAAUCUUGUACGCAAUGGACUACACUGUACCUGGAAGAAAUAAAGAACAAAGCAACGGGUGGAUCCUGUGCGACAGCAUCUCAACGUGUCGCAGCUGAACUUGCCUAUCAGAAAAAGGCUGAACAAAUGAGUGAUGAAAAUCUAUUUAAACUUCUCAUGUACAAAGAAGAGGGUAAACUUACCAUCGAGUUACUGGACACGGAUUCGGACGUGUCGGAGGAUGCUGCUGGAAGCAACAAAUGGAUUACUUUUGUGAGGAAAUUUUGUGAAGAGUCUAUGGUGAAUUCAGUCAAAGAUCAUAUAAAAAAGAAUCCACCUUUUCUCUUUAGGAUAAUCACUGCCUAUAUGAAUCGGAAGAAGUUGCAGAAGGAGAAAGAGUGUGGAGAUAGAGAGCAGGAGAAUGCCCUUCGCUCCAUUCAGGAAGUGAUUGACGAUAGCAAGAUUGAUUUGAGCAGGCUUGAGGAUGGUGGUGCGGGGGAAGCUGUGAAAGGAUUGGUGGGACUGAAUGCAAAGGCCAAAUUCUUAGAGAGGACCCGACUCAAUAAGAUGAACUCUGAAUCCACCUCCGUCUGUCGCUUCAACCUCAACUCCUUCAAAAUGCUGUGGGUCGUUGAUUGUGAAGAUAACAACAUUUGUCAACCUCAUUGCCUGGCAAAAGCACUCAAAUCUCACAGGAGAGUGUCCAACAAGCUGAACCGACGUUUCCGCAGCUGGCACCAGUCGUGGCUGGACGUGAACGUGAGUGAGGAACAGAGUAAAAAGUGUAAAAACUGGUUGCUGGGUAUGGUGGAGGACAGCGUACCCACCACCUGCAUCCACAUAGACAAUCCAUCAAAGCCACCCUACUCCCCUUACAAUCGAUAUAAACCUCAACAGAAAGACAAGACUUGAUAAAACAUCCCUCCUUCGCUGCAUCAUUUUUUUUAUUUAUAUGAAUGACAUCUUCCAUCUUCUCAUUGUUUAUAUUCCAUUUUAUUUUUUUUCUCAUUUAUUUUUCCUUUUUUUUUAAAAAAAAAUUUUUUUUUAAGAUCGUUGUUAACGAGCCGCUCAUGCAACAGAAGCACAAAAAAGGGGGGGCAAAAAAAAAAAGAGUUGUGUUGCCCAAAUGAAAAGAAAAGGGGGCAUAAAAGAGAGUUGUGUUUGCGCAAAUGAAAGGAAAGGUGAUAUUGACUGUGUGACAGCUGCCAAAAGAUGUGCUCUUUUUUUUAUUCGAAACAAAUUAUUUUUUACCGAAGAAUAUAAAAACUGAAGAAAAAAAAAACUUGUAUUAAUAGUUCUGUAAUUAUUUCAGUGUCUCAGGGGAGAGGGGGUUUGUAAAAUAUGUACUUUCAUUGUAUAAAGGACUGACUGAAGAUGGAAAAAAAAAAGUUGUUAAAUAUUUUAUAGUAUGCGGUAUUUUUGUACUUUGAAAGUCAUCCAUUUUGGCAAGGGAAAAUAAUAAUUCCUUUGUGCAUAUAAUGUCAAUGAAGUUGAAUCUCAUUAAUACAAAGUUUAAAAAUAAUUUCAGCCACUGUCAUCAGAGUUGGCAGGACAGAACGGAUGAAUCCACGGUUUAAACCGUCUCGGUGCGAAACCCUUUUAUUCAAAUUAUCACUUUUUCUUUUUUUUAAAUAUUUUGAGAAAUAAAAGGUCAAUUUUUGAACAAGAAACAAAAUAAAGACAAGUUUUAUUAAAAAAGUUUAUUAUUAUUUUUAAUAUUGCAUUAUUUAUACUUGUGCAAAAACAUAAUUUAUCAGUAUUAAAAGCAUAUUUAAAGGAUAAGGUAUUCACUUAUGUUGUUCAAUGAAGUGUGGAGCUUUGAAAGUUAUAUAAUUUUUUUAAAUAUGUUAAAGCAACUUUUAUAAAAAGUAUCAAAUAUUUAUUAAUAUAUGCCAUUUUUAUGUGUGCAAUAGUUACACAUAAAGAAUUUUUAUCUUCAAGGUUUUGGACACUAGUAAAACCCAUGUGUCCUGUCCAAAACCGAUUUAGGUCCUUCAAACCCUGGCUGAAAUUCUUGGAUAAAAUUGCUAAAGAGUGUGACGAUUGUGCAUGCUGCUGGCCAGUUAUACCAUUUGUGAUCACUUUUUCAAAAAAUCUAUCAAAACUACUGAUGUAGUGCAUUUCUCAAAACAUUCUAUCGACGAGGUUCGUUUCUAAAAUGAAAAUAAUUUUAAAAAACAAAUGUGAAAUAAUUUUUCAGAUUAUAAAAUAAUCAUAAUUCCAUAUUUAUUUAUUUUUUUUUUUUUAAAUAAUUAUAAAAUGGAAUUAAUUUUUGACCAAAAGAAAAAAAGUGACGUCGCAGCGGAACAGUUUUUUAAUUGCCACUUGUUCCACAUAAUCAUCUUGUGGCAACUGUUCAUUUUGCCCUAUAUGAAUUGGAUUGUAAAUGAGAUUACAUAAUUUUAACAGCUGUCUGGAUCUAUAUCAUCUAUUGAAAGAAGAAGAAAUAAAAAUUCUAUUGUAAUCAAUAGUUUGAGUCGCAAUUAGUUUAAAAAUGAUGAACUUUCGCAUUACGCUUCACACUAAAGUACAAAGAGUUGCUGUUUUGUUUUUUUUUUUAUCCCUCCCCUACUUUUUUAAACUUUUGUAUUAAAGAGAUUCUUCUAAGGAAAGAAGGUUUUUGUAAAUGAAGUGAUGAAAAAAACUUUUUCCUUUUUACCGCCCUUGUUCUCUUGUACAGUUAUUGUUUUGAAAAAAAAAUGUCAAUCUAUAUGUGUUUGUAUGUUUUGUUAAAAUAAAAAAUACUAAUGGA
This is a messenger RNA of Parasteatoda tepidariorum (common house spider), 6482 nucleotides long. Its product is annotated as paired amphipathic helix protein Sin3a. The record is from RefSeq and is a predicted model, not a curated record. Gene Ontology annotation, molecular function: transcription corepressor activity. Gene Ontology annotation, cellular component: Sin3-type complex; chromatin. Gene Ontology annotation, biological process: negative regulation of transcription by RNA polymerase II. NCBI's taxonomy places the organism in Eukaryota, Metazoa, Arthropoda, Arachnida, Araneae, Theridiidae.